Brugia pahangi is the source of this 678-nucleotide messenger RNA. The record is from the annotation of a GenBank genome assembly. NCBI's taxonomy places the organism in Eukaryota, Metazoa, Nematoda, Chromadorea, Rhabditida, Onchocercidae.
AUGGGAUGCGGAAAGAUAUUUUUACGUCUUAAAAAACCAUUCGACAAAUAUGAAUUUGUACAAAGCGCUUCAACUGUUAAUGCAUUUUUUACAUUUCGAAUGAAUUCACUUACACUGCCAGCUGGUUUCCUUACAUCACCAUUUUUCAAUCGUUACUAUCCAAAAGCAGCAAAUUAUGGUGCAUUAGGUACAGUGAUGGGUCAUGAAUUAACACAUGGCUUUGAUGAUGAUGGAAGUCUUUAUGAUAUGAAUGGUAAUUUGAAUAAUUGGUGGAGUAAGGAAUCGUAUAAAAACUUUAGAAAUAAAGCGCAAUGUUUCAUUGAACAAUAUGACUCAUAUAAAGUACCAAAUACGGAUUUUAAAGUAAAUGGGAAACUUACCUUAGGGAAAAUAUCGCUGACAACGGUGGCAUCAAACAAUCAUUUCGGGCAUAUAAAAAGUAUAUCGAGCAAAUCGGUCAUUCUGCCCAUAAACUGCCCGGCAUGUCAAAGUUCACCGACGAACAAAUAUUUUUCCUUUCGUUUGCACAGGUUUGGUGUGGCCAUCAAACGAAAGAAGCCCAAAUCAAGCAAGUGCUUACUAAUGAACAUAGCCCAGCCAAGUAUCGUGUCAAUGGCCCACUCUCGAAUUUACCUGAAUUUAGCCAAGCUUUCAAUUGUUCAUUUGGAAGUUUAUUAA